This is a messenger RNA of Penicillium brasilianum, 1593 nucleotides long. NCBI's taxonomy places the organism in Eukaryota, Fungi, Ascomycota, Eurotiomycetes, Eurotiales, Aspergillaceae. The record is from the annotation of a GenBank genome assembly.
AUAAGGUGCUAACUUCCGGAUACGAAGCAAAAAUAGCUUCGCGACUUCAUCGUUACUUGACUUUAUACGAGCCUCAUGGUGAUCGGCAUUCCGAUCCAUGCAAGGGACCUCUAAACAAGCCAAAUGAAGCCUAUUCGAGUUAGUAUCAGUGCGGCAUGAAGGGUGAACUAAAUGGAUAUCACCUUGAUCAAACACUUUCAGCUUCAUGAUCAAUCGAUGGCGACGACAACUAUAAAGUCGACCUAGAUUCCCCUCGAUAUACACCUUCUUUUUCAUCAUCAACAGCCUUACAACAACUUCCACUUCGCUUCCUGCUAAAUCCAAGGACAAACAAGCCUUCUUCCAAGCUUUUUAUAGUCUCUUGAACUGUUCAAAGCAACCUUUCAAAACAACCUUUCAAAACAACCUUUCAAAACAACCUUUCAAAACAACCUUUCAAAACAACCUUUCAAAACAACCUUUUCCAAUUCCAUCAACAACAUUCACAAUGCACUUUUCGCUCUUCGCCCUCUCUGCAGCCAUUGCCCUGCCCCUGGCCAGCGCCUAUCCCGUCAACGCUGACGAUCUUCACUGCCGCUCCGGUCCUGGCACCAGCUACGGCAUCGUCAAGUCCUACAAGCGCGGAACCGACCUCAGCAUCACCUGCCAGGCCGCCGGCACCGACGUCAACGGCGACAAGCUCUGGGAUAAGACCUCCGACGGCUGCUACGUGAGCGACUACUACGUCAAGACCGGUUCCAGCAGCUACGUUACCAAGCACUGCGACGGCAGCUCUGGCGGUGGCAGCAGCGGUGGUAACCUGCCCGGCCUAAGUGCUACUCAGUCCAAGCACGCCAGGGAUAUCAUCGCCGAGGCCAAGCGCGAGGAUCUGGGUCUGCACGGUUGCUCUGCCGGUAUCGCGACUGCCCUUGUUGAGUCAAACAUCCUGAUCUACGCCAACAAGGAUGUCCCCAAAUCCCUCAACUACCCCCACGACGCUGUGGGCUCGGACCACGACAGCGUUGGUAUCUUCCAGCAGCGCGCCAUGUACUACCCCGACAUUGCGGCUGAUAUGGACGCUGCCAAGUCUGCUGCUCAGUUCUUCAAAAAGAUGAAGAACAUUAGCGGCUGGAAGUCUAUGGCUGUUGGAACCCUUUGCCAGAAGGUGCAGGGCUCUGCUUAUCCUACUCGCUAUGCUGAGCGUGUUUCUGAGGCUGAGAAGAUUUGCAAUGCUGGUGGCAUUUAGAUCAGUAGAUUUUCGACAUUCUUUGUAUAUGGCAGUGCUCUGAGCAUAAAAUGAUUGCGCUUUCGAUGGUCAUUUGAGCUUCUGGGUUUACUUUUUUGUUCUGUGAUAUAUUGACUUUCUUUCUUGACAUUUUUCUUUCUUCCUGUUCUUUUUGAAUAGAUUCUACAAUAUACUGUUUCAUUCUUAUGUUGAUAUGCGAACGCUCGUCUGUGUGUAGUCUCUUACCGUAAACAGUCAUACAACCAUUCAUUGCGGUAUUCAACAAACUUGAAUACCCUGUAGCAGGGGGCAAGAACAUGAGUAUUAAUGAGUAGACAUGGCGCUCAAAGGCAAGGGAACUACAAACCGCUCCGUAAUCUCGAAAGAAU